Molecule: messenger RNA, 1927 nt
Organism: Lactuca virosa
Lineage: Eukaryota; Viridiplantae; Streptophyta; Magnoliopsida; Asterales; Asteraceae
Source: the annotation of a GenBank genome assembly
AGUAAAGAGCGCAAUCUUGUCCUAAAUUCUGCAAAUCCGGCCAACUGUACCUUACCUUGCUUUUACUCACAGUAAUGAGUAAACCCCCCUCCUUCCAAUUCUCAAUUCAGUUUCAGCUUGACGCAUUGGAGACCGCUCUCUCAAUUCAAUAUCAGCAAAUCCCCUUGAAAACCCAUCUCAGUUUCAGGAAUCUGUGUGUGUUGAUGUGUGAACUCUGCCCUAAAACUUUCUACUUUAAGUUGUUGGGAAGCGGCCAAAAAAUGUGGUCGUCUCUUGUUUACUAGUGUAGCCCACAAAAAAAGUAAAAAAGAAAAAGAGGGCAUUUGUUUCUUACUCUCAAAAGUUUCUGAAAUGGAGAGUGACAGCAAGAGUGGCGGUGCCGCGGCCGCUGCUGGUGGUCGGUUGCUGGUGGACGAAUCUUCUUCUGAUGUACAGAACGACAGGAAGCGAUUUCAGAUAGACUUGAAGCCUGGUGAAACAACGAUUGUUUCAUGGGUUAAGCUGCUUAAAGAAUCCGGCAUUCCAGUUGUUCAGUCUCCUCCUCCAUCACCUGAGCCUCGGAAGUGGUUUCAUGAAGAAGAUGAGUCAAGAAGAGAGUACUCCAACAUCAUUCUUAAGAAAGAGAAGGAAGAGCAAAACUAUAGAUCUUCCACAAUAGAGCAUUGCCAACCAAAAAAGCAGAGGACUGAUAUCUCACAAGUCCUGGAAAGGGUCAAUGCUGUUCAACUCACCAAAAACACAAAAAUGGGACAUGCGAGGGUAAAAUCGUCAACUGAUGUGAAUUAUCAUUAUGAUAACAAGAACAAAUCAGGAUCUCCUUGUGGAAUGACAUCUGAUUGGGCUGCUGUAUGUGUUGACCUUAGUGAAGAACAUUCGGUCAACAAUGGAAGGAAUGAGCUUCCUGACCUAAAUGUUCCUUAUACAAUGCAGACAACAAGUACUUCAGCAAGAGACAUUAAGGAUGAAUCUUGUGGUUUGAUGAAUGGAUCAAUGCUCGAAAGUACCAUCUUGGAGAUGGAGACAAUGGUUGCAGAGUCAAAACAACUGCAUGGUGAUAUUCAAGAUUCAGUUCAUUCAGUAGCAUCUAAAAGCCAUUUGCCUCCAGAACUUAAGAAAAAGCUUGAGACUGUUGCUAGAUUAGCACAUUCAAGCCAAGGGAGAAUAUCAGAUGAACUAAUGAUGCGUCUGAUGAGCAUUCUUGGACACUGGUUGAAGCCUAGAACACUAAAGAGAUGCUUGAGGGAUAUGGUUUCAUCAUCAACAUGUGGAUUGGAUGAUUCCCGGUUUAUCCAGAUUAAAAAGGAGGUUGUUGAAAUGAUUAAAUUGCGGGCCCCAUCAAUGGAAACAAAGGUUGCUCAUAAUGCAAAAUACAGCAUGGAUAUGGACCAUGAGAUGGAAGAUAAAAUAUGUGAUUUCUAUGACAUUUAUGUCCAGGCAAUGGAUGAAAUUAAAAACUCAGAAAUACGAAAAUUCUACAUUCAGCUUGCGGCUUUGUGGCCAAAAGGGAGCAUGGACAACCAUGGAAUACGAAAUGCAAUUUGUAGAGCCAAAGAACGUCGAAGAACACUAUUGCAAGAUAAGGGGCAUGAAAAGAAGCCUACUGCAGGGGUGGAUAGCAAUCUCCAUGAAGAAGCUAACUUAGUUGCUGAACAGGGAAAAACGGUAAAUGACCAUAAUGCCCCUGUUGUAAAUUUUCCGGACACUGUUGUCCCUGGCACGCCUGAACUUGAUCGGAAACUUGGUGCACCUGCAAAAAGGUUCAGCCCACCAUCAGCAGGCGAUUGCUGAGUUGUAUAGGACACUACCCGUGAAACUGUAUAUAAAUGGUAACAUUUAUGUGACCAUAAUGCCCCUGUUCUAAGAUGUUUUAACCUCUCCACCUUAAUUUUUGUUACAUUUAUGUGAAAACAGGCCAAUUAUACCAGCU